Messenger RNA from Acomys russatus (golden spiny mouse), 1821 nucleotides. It is a transcript of the gene Rgp1, whose product is annotated as RGP1 homolog, RAB6A GEF complex partner 1. The record is from RefSeq and is a predicted model, not a curated record. The transcript has 9 exons. Gene Ontology annotation, biological process: retrograde transport, endosome to Golgi. Gene Ontology annotation, cellular component: Ric1-Rgp1 guanyl-nucleotide exchange factor complex; Golgi membrane. NCBI's taxonomy places the organism in Eukaryota, Metazoa, Chordata, Mammalia, Rodentia, Muridae. Bases 142 to 1317 code for a protein of 391 amino acids.
CCGGCCGGCCGGAAGGGGUGCCUGCCUAACCCCGCCGUGUGACAAAGGAAGUCCCGCCUCCGUCGCGCCACCGACACCAGGGACGCUAGCGAUCCCUGAGCCGGUCUUGGAGGGGCGGGCAGAUUUGGUUCUGGAGCUGCCAUGAUUGAAGUGGUAGCUGAGCUGAGUCGAGGUCCUGUAUUUCUGGCCGGGGAGGCUCUGGAGUGUGUGGUGACGGUCACGAAUCCCCUGCCCCCGACCGCCACUUCUGCAUCCAGUGAGGCUCUGGCCUGGGCCAGUGCCCAGAUCCACUGCCAGUUCCAUGCCAGUGAGAGCCGAGUGGCACUGCCACCCCCUGACUCUAGUCAGCCGGAUGUCCAGCCUGACAGCCAGACUGUCUUUCUGCCACACCGAGGUGAGAGGGGUCAGUGUAUCCUUUCCACCCCACCAAAAAUUCUGUUUUGUGACCUGAGGCUAGAGCCUGGAGAGUCCAAAUCAUACUCCUACAGUGAAGUGCUGCCCACAGAGGGACCACCUUCCUUUCGGGGCCAGUCAGUCAAGUAUGUCUACAAACUGACCAUUGGCUGCCAGCGUGUCAAUUCACCCAUCACUUUACUCCGAGUCCCUUUGAGAGUUCUUGUCCUGACUGGUCUUCAAGAUGUUCCCUUCCCCCGGGACGAGGCUGUGGCUCCAUCCAGCCCGUUCUUGGAGGAGGAUGAAAGUGGGAAGAAGGAUUCAUGGCUAGCCGAGCUAGCUGGGGAGCGCCUCAUGGCUGCCACCUCCUGCCGCAGCCUCCAUCUGUACAAUAUCAGUGAUGGCCGAGGCAAAGUUGGAACAUUCGGUAUCUUCAAAUCUGUGUACAGACUCGGCGAGGACGUGGUGGGGACCUUGAACUUAGGGGAAGGAACUGUAGCUUGUUUGCAGUUCUCGGUAAGCUUGCAAACCGAAGAGCGAGUGCAGCCUGAAUAUCAGCGGCGCCGUGGGACAGGAGCUGCCCCUUCAGUGUCUCAUGUGACUCACGCCCGGCACCAGGAGUCCUGCCUACAUACAACUAGAACCAGCUUCUCUCUCCCCAUCCCUCUCUGCUCCACCCCUGGCUUCUGCACUGCCAUCGUGUCCUUGAAGUGGCGGUUACAUUUUGAAUUUGUAACAUCGCGAGAACCGGGACUGGUACUUCUGCCCCCAUUGGAGCAGGCUGAGCCUGUGACCUGGACAGGGCCUGAGCAGGUGCCUGUAGACACCUUCAGCUGGGACCUCCCCAUCAAAGUGCUGCCUACAAGCCCCACCCUGGUCUCCUACGCUGCUCCGGGCCCUAGCACCAGCAGCAUAACUAUCUGAAACGGGCUCCCAUGUCCACCGUAUCUCAAGAUACUGAGAACUCAACCCCUGGACUCCUGUGGGGCCCACUUUCCCCACCUGGGGCCCAGCAGCCCAGGCAAUGAGAAACAGGCUUUCAGCUGUAGCAUUAACUUAUUUAUUUGGAGUAAAUUGGCAGCUGCUAGUGGUUUUCCUGGAAGUGGCAGCAGCAGUGAGCCGUCAGCAGAUGGGUGAUCCUUCAGCUGGAGUGGGGAGCAGGAGCCCCAGGAACAGGGGUGUUAGCGGAGCCCCAUUCUAAGUCAGGUCCUCCCCCUUUGCAGGGCAGCUGAGGGUCAGAUUUUUGCACCAGGGAAAACUGACAAGUUCCUGCCUCCUGGCGCACUUCACACCCCGCGGGGAAGUCAAUGGGAUGCUGGGACCUAGAGAACCAAAGAUUGGGAGAUUUAGUACAGUGAAAAAGCCACCUUUAUGGCCUGCCUUCCCUCUCGGAGCCGCCCUUCCAUAUCCUCGUUCCGUUCCCCUCCU